AUGUCACUCAACACUGUUUUAAAUCAAGAAAAUAUUAGUUUAGAAGAGACGAUUAAUUGUAAUUUCAAAUUAAAGGAGGAAAAUGAAGAACUCAAAUCUGAAAUUAUCAAAUUACAAGAAAAAAUUAAAUUGUUAGAGUCAAAGCUCAACGACAAAGUAUCAUCACCAGUAUCAAAGAAUGCAAAUGAAAAUGAAAUUUGCGUUGAAUCAAAUAUUGAAUUAAAUGGGAACAAGAAAUCAUUGACUUUGGAGGAAUAUUUGCGUUAUGGACGGCAACUUAUUUUACCCGGUUUUGGUCUUUCUGGUCAAAUCAAGCUUAAAAAUGCAUCAAUUUUAGUAGUUGGUGCAGGUGGUUUAGGAGCACCAGCUGCGAUAUAUUUAACAUCUGCUGGAGUUGAUUAUGAUAGUGUUGAAUCAUCAAAUUUACAGCGUCAAAUCAUUCAUAAUGAAUCAAGGACAGGAAUUUCUAAAGCUCAAUCAGCAAAGAUGACUAUUCAAAAGUUGAAUUCACUUUGUGAGUGUAUAGCGUAUGAUUUACUGUUGGAUAAUACUAAUGCGCUUGAGAUAAUUAAAAGCUAUGAUAUUGUAAUUGAUGCAACUGACAAUGUCGCUACGAGAUAUCUCCUUAAUGAUGCGUGUGUGAUAUUGGGUAAACCUCUUGUGUCAGGUAGUGCUUUACGUAUGGAGGGUCAAUUAACAGUCUACAAUCAUAAAGAUGGACCAUGUUAUCGAUGUAUGUUUCCUAAACCUCCACCACCCGAGAGCGUACUAAAUUGUGCUGAUGGAGGUGUAUUAGGCGUAGCAUUAUUAGCAAUCAAAAUAGCAAUCAAUAUGGAAGAGGGUGAAAAGCCUCAUAAUCUUUUAUUAUUCUCGGCUGCAGACUAUCCACUUUUCCGAUCCAUGAAGCUACGAUCUAAAAAGCCCAAUUGUUCAGUUUGUGGUGAAAAUCCAACUAUAACGCAAUUACAAAACUACGUACAAUUUUGUGGUACUGGUGCCUUAGACAAGUCGCCGGAUGUGAAAUUGUUGAAUCAUGAAGAGAGAAUCAACGUCAAAGUAGGGGCUCACAUUCCGCUCCAAAACCUUUCAACUAGAUUGGAUGAAAUUGAAAAAUCAUUACCAUCUCCAAUAACACCAGUUUGUCGACAUGGAAAUGAUUCUCAGCAUGCAGUUCAACUAUUAAAAAAAAUAACUAAAGGGGAAGUUAAAGACAUUAUUGGAGGAUUGUAUAGAUGGGCAAAAGAAGUUGAUAAUCAAUUUCCUAUUUAUUAA
Messenger RNA from Entrophospora sp. SA101, 1272 nucleotides. The record is from the annotation of a GenBank genome assembly. Lineage: Eukaryota; Fungi; Glomeromycota; Glomeromycetes; Entrophosporales; Entrophosporaceae.